UAGAAAAUAAGGACAAAAAAUAAGCGUCAUUAGCUAAUAACUUAUAUUACUUUGCAGAUUAACUAUGAAAGUUAUUAUAGAAAUACUUAAUGACUUUCGGGGAUUUGUUUAAACAAUAGACAACAGGUAUUUUGGUUCCUGCGAAAUCUAUUAUAAUGAGCUCUAGUAAUAACAAGUCGUGGUGAUACUUUUAUUGCCCCUGAUAAACAAUUGAGCUUAAGUCCGCCUAAUUCCCGUCUGUAGUUUGUACCGGGGAAGGUGAUUUGUAGAAGAAGAUGGUAAAUUAGAAUCAGUAUUCAACGAGUGUUUGUCCAUGCAACUUCUCCCAAAUAUAGGGUUAAAGUACCGGAGAAUGCCACCUCAAAUAUGCAGGACAUGCAGGAUGCCGCGGAAGCGCUUCUCUCUUUACGCGGAGAGAUUGAAAUUAGAGCGGAAUCUUCAAACAGUUCCACGUUAACUGAAGGAGAACGAAACGCAGUGCAAACUCUAAUAUUGAGCGCAUUAUUCGUACCAAAGACGACCGAAACGAAAAAUUCGAGCCGCAAGCAGAGUUCUACGGAAACGCCAAUUACGCCAAUUCCAAAAACUGAAACUUUGGUUUGCAAAUACUGCCGCGGUAUAAACUACUAUAAGAGUCAUGAUCAAUUCAACACAUCCAAACAAGUGAGUGUGGUAAAGAAAUUAGAAUCACUCUGCAAAGAAAACGGAUCUCAAACCACCCAACAAGAACGACCAAAGGCAAAGGGAUGUGAUGCAAGCACACAGACCGGUGACUCAGCGACUGAAGCAGAUUCCACAUUGGAGGACACGUCUACUAAAAUCACAAGUGUGAAAGCAGAAAGGAUAACUCCACCGUCAACUUCUAAAUCUAGUUAUACUAAAUCACCAAAUCCUAAAAGACAGAGGGAAUAUGCAAAUAACAGUGUCACCAGCAAAAGACAAUCACAAUACAUUCGUAACAGUCUUUCGAGUUAUGUUGAGAGUGACUUCGAGUCUCCUAAAAAGAAAUCCAAGAAAAACGUAACGCCGCGUGAAAUAAGAUUAUACAACAAAAAAACGUUAAAAACUACAAACAAAGCUAAUUUAAACGGCGAUUUGGUUCCUAUUGGUGAUGGACAUGCAUUAGUUCCAAACCGUCUACUAAAACAUAUGGAUUGGACAUCGUACACAAAUGCAACCAGAAAACUUCUGAGGGCAGUGUUUUCAAGAAGUGUACUGGCAACACAUUCUCUCACGGGGAAACCAUCACCGGCAUUUCCGAACAAGCCAGCAAAGAAACAAUUAAAUCCAAUGCUUGUGAAUGACAUAGUUCAAACUGUUGUGGAUAAUUGUCGGGUUCCGGAGAGCGUUAUAUCAUCGCUGAAUAACGUAGGACGAAGACAACAAUCCAAAUAUCUCAAUUUAGUUGAAACUUUUUACUAUGUUACGCUCUCCGAGAAUAAAUCAACGAUCGCGAAAGAGAAACCGGAAUAUGUGUUUUUUAAUGUUACGUUCAAUUUGAAUCCUGUGGAUGGCAAUUUCAAUCCUUAUGAGCUUGUCGGUAGAAUUCAAAAAUAUGUGGAGUCAUCCCUGGGCUGGUCGGGCGAGCGCGGUGAGGAUUCCAGUUAUGACUCGGAGUGCGACGAUGAUGGAGGGCAUCGGACCGCCUCCCGCACGCCAUCGGACACGCUCGCGGCAGAAUUCGCGGAGUACGUCACACUAGCGCCACCACCACAGCCUAACCAGGUUGCAUCGCUAAUUGAUGCGUCCUCGAUUCACGAGAUGUUUGCUAUUUCAGACUGGCCAUAG
This is a messenger RNA of Papilio polytes (common Mormon), 1788 nucleotides long. RefSeq lists its product as uncharacterized. The transcript has 12 exons. Lineage: Eukaryota; Metazoa; Arthropoda; Insecta; Lepidoptera; Papilionidae. The record is from RefSeq and is a predicted model, not a curated record. The coding region runs from base 367 to 1788 and encodes 473 amino acids. Gene Ontology annotation, molecular function: DNA binding.